GGUUACCCGGAUGAAGAACGCACGUGAGUUGAGCUUAGCGGCUCUACUUCUUUAAUCAUUCAGUCUGCUGAACUGACGGGCACCAGUUUCUCUCUAUUCACCUCCAGAUCACUGUUUAAAAUGCUGCGUUUACCCAGUGUGAUGAGACAGAUGAGGCCAGUGUGCAGGGCGCUGGCCCCACACCUGACCCGUGCAUAUGCCAAGGAUGUCAAGUUUGGAGCUGAGGCUCGGGCCCUCAUGCUCCAGGGUGUUGACCUAUUGGCUGAUGCUGUGGCUGUUACCAUGGGACCAAAGGGUCGCACCGUUAUCAUUGAGCAGAGUUGGGGAAGCCCCAAAGUCACCAAAGAUGGUGUCACAGUGGCCAAAAGUAUCGAACUGAAGGAUAAAUACAAAAAUAUUGGGGCCAAGCUAGUACAGGAUGUGGCCAACAACACUAAUGAGGAGGCUGGAGACGGCACCACAGCUGCCACAGUGCUGGCCCGUGCUAUUGCCAAGGAGGGAUUUGACACCAUCAUCAAAGGUGCCAACCCUGUGGAGAUCCGUAAAGGAGUCAUGAUGGCAGUAGAAGCAGUCAUCAAUGAACUCAAGAAACUCUCUAAGCCGGUCACAACACCAGAGGAAAUUGCUCAGGUGGCCACAAUAUCUGCCAAUGGUGACACUGAGGUUGGUACCAUCAUCUCCAAUGCCAUGAAGAAAGUAGGACGCAAAGGUGUUAUUACAGUAAAGGAUGGUAAGACCCUUCAUGAUGAGCUUGAGAUAAUUGAGGGAAUGAAGUUUGACCGUGGCUACAUUUCUCCUUACUUCAUCAAUACUGCUAAAGGCCAAAAGUGUGAGUUCCAGGAUGCUUAUCUGCUUCUGAGUGAGAAGAAGAUCUCCAGUGUACAGAGCAUCGUGCCAGCACUGGAAAUCGCCAACCAGCAUCGCAAGCCUUUGGUCAUCGUGGCUGAAGACGUGGACGGAGAGGCACUUAGCACUUUGGUCCUCAACAGGUUAAAGGUUGGCCUGCAGGUUGUUGCAGUCAAGGCUCCAGGAUUUGGGGACAACCGAAAGAACCAGCUGCAAGAUAUGGCAAUUUCCACUGGAGGCACGGUGUUUGGUGAUGAGUCUAUGAGCCUAGCCCUUGAGGAUAUCCAGGCACAUGACUUUGGUAAGGUUGGCGAGGUCAUCGUGACAAAGGAUGACACGAUGCUCCUCAAAGGCCGUGGUGAUUCAUCAGCUAUUGAGAAACGUAUGACCGAGAUUGCCGAACAGCUGGAGAGCACAAACAGUGACUACGAGAAGGAGAAACUCAACGAGCGUCUUGCCAAACUCUCUGAUGGAGUGGCUGUGAUUAAGGUUGGAGGAACAAGUGAUUUUGAAGUUAAUGAGAAGAAAGAUCGUGUCACGGAUGCUCUGAAUGCCACUCGUGCUGCUGUGGAGGAGGGAAUUGUUCCUGGAGGAGGCUGUGCCCUCCUACGCUGCAUCCCAGCCCUGGAUGACGUCAAGCCUGCCAAUGCUGAUCAGAAAAUUGGUAUUGACAUUAUUCGCAAAACUUUGCAUAUUCCUGCUAUGACCAUUGCCAAGAAUGCAGGAGUUGAGGGCUCUCUGGUGGUAGAGAAGAUCUUGCAAAGUGCUCCAGAGAUUGGAUAUGACGCUCUGCUUGGAGAAUAUGUCAACAUGGUCGAGAGAGGAAUUAUUGACCCCACAAAGGUUGUCAGGACAGCAUUAUUAGAUGCUGCAGGUGUUGCGUCUCUACUGUCUACGGUGGAGGUUGUUGUCACUGAGAUGCCCAAGGAGGAGAAGGAAAUGCCAGGUGGAGGAAUGGGCGGCAUGGGUGGCAUGGGAUUCUAAACCAUGCGGAACUGAUUUAAGUCGAAGGGUUGUGGGCAGGAGACAUGAUAUGCCCCUUCCCUUUGACUUGGAAAACUCUGCCUAAACCGUGCCGGUGGUCUUAACAUGGAGCAAAGAAAUGGACUUGAAAGUCUCCCUUCCACCACUAUGUCUGAUCUUAUCUCUUUGUUCGUAACUGAAGACAUGACUCUACUAUAAAGACAAUUUCUUCUCUAAUAAUGUGACCAGGGGGUGUCUGUCUGCCUGCUUUGUUCUUUGACAUUGUGCUUUGUUUCCAUCCAGUCAUCAAAAACGCCUAAUAGGAAAGUGCAUUUAAUAUGUCCUUGCAUAUUUUUAUGCUAUUGUGUUGUUUGUAUGCCUCUGUACAUAUAGCUGUUUCUGAACCAGACCAUCUGUAGGGGCUUUCAAAUCAAGUCAUCUAGGUAAUAAUCUGCUUUCGUGAGCUUUGACCAGUUGUAUUUAAAAAUGUAUUUUCAUUGAUCAGUUGAAAAUGUUGUACUGUUAAUUAUUUUGUAUAAAAAUAAACAUCUUUCAGUAAAACAGCACAUUACUAAUUGAAAUAAUUUUUGGCAAAUCUAGACAAGCCCUUUUCCAGCAGCCAUCACUCACACCUUAUCCUUGAGUAAUCGUGCUAAAUUGAUAAUUUGGUACUAGAAAGUCACUUGCCAUUAUAUCAAACACGCCUGAAAGCUAUUUGGUUUGUUAAAUGAAGCUUAACAUUGUAUUUGUUUUUGAGUUGCCACAGUAUGCAAUAGACUGGCAUGUUAGGUCAAAAAUGGCAAAAAAAAAAAAAAAAAAACAACCUUCUCUAGAAAAUUGUCAGUCAAUCAUUGUUUUGAGGAAUGAAGGCUAUACAAUGCUUGAAAUUGCCAUAAAAAAAGAUUUCAUACCAGGUUUAUUAAUGUCCUGACUUUACAUUGUGAUCAGUUGAAUGCCACUUGUGAAUAAAAAUAGCAAUUUCUUUCCAUAA
Molecule: messenger RNA, 2800 nt
Organism: Xyrauchen texanus (razorback sucker)
Lineage: Eukaryota; Metazoa; Chordata; Actinopteri; Cypriniformes; Catostomidae
Product: 60 kDa heat shock protein, mitochondrial-like
Exons: 11
Coding region: 121-1830 (569 amino acids)
Biological process (GO): positive regulation of type II interferon production; apoptotic mitochondrial changes; T cell activation
Cellular component (GO): mitochondrial inner membrane; mitochondrial matrix
Molecular function (GO): protein-folding chaperone binding; ATP-dependent protein folding chaperone; ATP binding
Source: RefSeq, a predicted model, not a curated record